Messenger RNA from Capronia coronata CBS 617.96, 729 nucleotides. RefSeq lists its product as uncharacterized. The transcript has 2 exons. Lineage: Eukaryota; Fungi; Ascomycota; Eurotiomycetes; Chaetothyriales; Herpotrichiellaceae. The record is from RefSeq and is a predicted model, not a curated record. The coding region runs from base 1 to 729 and encodes 242 amino acids.
AUGAGAGCAUUCGUCCUCGAUGGAUUGGCUCCCAUUCCACAGCACUUCUAUACCAAACUUCCUUUUGACAAGUUGCAAGUCUACGAGGAUCUCGACAACUUGAUUUACCUUUGGACGAUAUCAAUUCCAUUUGGGGGCCUACGGGAUGUGGACAUCAAGGCUGGCGAGAAAGUCAUCAUCGCGCCGGCCACGGGGACUUUCGGCAGCGCAGCGGUGUUGGCUGCUUUGGCAAUGGGGGCGCGAGUCAUUGCCAUGGGUCGCAACGUGGAAGCCAUGCAGCAAUUCAGACCAUUCAACUCCAAUGACAGGGUAAGGAUCGUCCAGAACACGGGUGACGUGGAGGCCGAUAUGAAGGAACUCACGAAAGAUGGGCCGGCUGAUGUAUUCUUCGACAUUUCGCCCGGGAAAGCAGUCAAGAGCACGCCCUUCAAGAGCUGUAUCCAGGCGCUCCGGCGCGGAGGCCGGGUAAGCUUGAUGGGUGCGCAUGAAGAGCUAGUCCUGCCGACACAGGCUAUCAUGCUAUCCGAUAUCACUCUCAAGGGUAAAUGGACGUACACCCAGGAAGACAUUCGCGUUAUGAUCAAGUUGGUGGAAAUCGGGUAUCUGAGACUGGGCGAAGCUGGUGGCAUACAGACGGUCGGCACAUUUCCGCUGGAGAAGUUUGAUGCUGCCUUUGACGCGGCGGCAAAGAUGAGCGGACCAUGCUUGCAAACGGUCAUUUCUCCAUGA